AUGGGCGGUUUAGAGAAUGGAGAGACCAAUAACCAAAACUCAUCUCUUUCGACGAUUAAGGUCACAAAGACAAGUCUCUCACCGGAUUCCAUAAUCAAUCUUGAUCAGGGCGAUCCAACGUUGUUCGAACCAUACUGGAGGAGAAUGGGAGACAAGUGCACGGUGGUGAUUGGAGGGUGUGAUUUGAUGAGCUAUUUCAGUGAUGUUAGCAACAUUUGCUGGUUUUUGCAGCCACAACUUGGUGAUGCCAUCAAGAGAUUGCAUCGUGUCGUUGGAAAUGCAGUAACAGAGGAUCGCCACAUCGUGGUUGGGACUGGUUCCACACAGCUCUUAAUGGCUGCUCUAUAUGCUCUCUCUUCUCCUGCUGAUCGCCACCCCGUCAGUCUUGUAGCGGCUGUUCCUUAUUACUCGGGAUAUAAAGAUCAGGCCGAAUUCCUGCGUUCAGGACUCUAUAAGUGGGCAGGAGAUGCGCAUACCUUUGAUGAGGAUGGACCUUAUAUUGAGAUCGUAACCUCGCCAAAUAACCCUGAUGGUGCUGUCCGAGAAGCUGUGGUGAACCGCGAAGAAGGGAAGCUUGUCCAUGACCUUGCCUACUACUGGCCACAAUACACUCCUAUUACUCAACCCUUGGAUCAUGAUAUUAUGUUGUUCACAUUUUCCAAAUGCACUGGACAUGCUGGUUCCCGGAUUGGCUGGGCAAUUGUCAAGGAUAAAGAGGUAGCUAAAAAGAUGACAGAAUACAUGGUGAUCAGCUCCAUUGGUGUAUCGAAAGAAUCCCAGCUUCGAGCUGCAAAGAUUAUUGGAGUACUUAGCGAAUAUUGUCAACACUUUAUGACUGCUGAUUCAGAGAACUUCUUUGAGUAUAGCAGUAGCAUUCUGAAAGAAAGGUGGGGGAGGUUGCGAAAUGUUGUUAAAAACAGCAAAAUCUUCAGUCUGCCAAAGUACCCACAAGGUUACUGCAACUUCAGCGGAAAGUACACAGACCCAAAUCCUGCUUUUGCAUGGUUGCACAGCAAGGAGGAUAUAGACUGGGAGAGUCUUUUAAGAGAGCAUAAGAUAAUAGCAAGAAGCGGGCAGCGGUUUGGGGCUGGUCCAAAGUAUGUCAGAAUUAGCAUGUUUAGUCCGCCAGAAAUGUUUAACCUUUUCUUGGAGAGGCUAUCAGCAAUCAUCGUCAACACCAAUGGAAAUGUAGUGACUUGA
Molecule: messenger RNA, 1200 nt
Organism: Dovyalis caffra
Lineage: Eukaryota; Viridiplantae; Streptophyta; Magnoliopsida; Malpighiales; Salicaceae
Source: the annotation of a GenBank genome assembly